AACAAGUGAACUAGUUCCUAGUGCCGCCAUUUUCUUGAACUAGGGUUUCUCCAUAAAAGCACACCUUUGGCUAUAUCCAUCUGGAUUUGUCUAUUUGAAACUGUUGGAUAUCAUACCUAAAUACUCGUUUGCAACAUUUGUCCAAAAGAAUCAUCAUGUCUACAGAUGUCUUGCCCCAGCAGCCUACGCAGCUGUCUGCUGUUGAAGCGCACAACAAGUUUGUUGUGACGACUCUACGUCGCGAUCGUGAGAUCAAGGAGCAAAAGCUUGCCGCUCAAAGGCGGAUGGGAGCCUUCCAAGAGGAAGAAGUAAGCAUUUUUGAAGGCAACCUUAAAGAAGCCCGACAGCUGUAUGAACAACAACUUAUCGAACAACGCCUGGUGCAAGACCGACAACGGGAAGCCGCCGCAGAUCUCAUCUCCUGCGAAACUCGCAAAAGAGAACUCAUCGCCAUGGUAUCGAAAAUCGCCGCCUUCAAAGCACACGCUACCCAGCAAGACCAGGCAAGGGAACGCGAGCUCGAUUUCCGUGCCAAACAGAAACAGAAACGCGAAGCAUUCGAGAAGCGUACCAAGACCAUCCAAGUAUCGCAAGUAACGGAAAGGAGCGAGUUGAUCAAAACCCAGGAGCGUGUUGCGAGAAACUUGAAAAUGAUUCACGCCCUCGAAAUGAGGGGGUUAGGGGAGAUGGAGUUACGGGGUCGGGCUCAGGAAUAUGAGUUGCAAUAUCAGCAAUUGGCUAUGAGGCAGCAAAAGGAAGCGGAACAGUUGAGAGAGUUGCAGCUCAUCAAACUCCGGCACAUGUCUGAGCAAAUGGAACUCGAUCUCCUUUCUUCCAGCGACCUCGAAGACCUUCUCGCCGAGCAAACCCUCAGAGAAAACGCCCUGGUCGCGAAUCAAACCCUUGAACGCAGCAGCGAAGCCGCCAAACUUGACCGCCAACAGGCCCAGCUCAAAGCUCUCCAACUCAAAGAAGAGCAAAAAACCGCUCAAGCCCAAUUGCUUUCUUAUCAGAAUCGGCAGCGGAGGGGGCUCGACCGGAAUCAAAAGGCGAGUGCGAGAAUCCGGGAGCGAGCAGUCAUUGAUGAGACAUCAGCCAUGAUGGCCGAAGUCGGCAACAGUUUCCAUCAAAAGCAAGAACGAGAUGUGGACAACCAAUCCUCCUUUGCGGGUACCUCAGAGGUAGAUACGUCCGACGUAGUCUCCUCCACGGACGGUGGUAACGUGGAGCACAUGGAACACGAACUAGACGAAUCCGAAAUCCAGGCCAUUGUCCAGGGAUCCGAAGCCGACCGCAAACGAAAACAGCGUUCAAACAAAGACGCUGCCACCGAGCUUCUUGAGGCCCUCCAAAAAGGCCAGGAAAGACUCACAAAACUCGAAGCGCACCACAAGGAGCUCUACGAAUCCCUCAAAUUGCAACAUAAGGACCAACGGGACCAAAAAGUUCGCGAGCUCAAACGCAAACAAGCAAGCCUUCUAAAAGAGCAAGAAGAAGAAGUUCAAACCAUUCGAGCAGAACAAGCAACCGAUAUGGAAGAACUGUUUGACAUGAUUAAAAAGUACCAGGAGCUCCACGCUGAGCAAACCGCGCUCAUCAAUGCACAUAAAGCCGAGCCCGAGAUAUCCACCAUGAAACUUGCAGGAAACACCAUGCCUCCUCACUUUGCCUCUCUUCUCAAAGCCGGCCAGACACCCGCCCCAACCACCUACGAUAACGCCGUAACCAUCCGAACCGCCCUCGCAGGACCUACCCAAUACACUGCCAAACAAAUGAUCCAGCUUCUCCAAAGACUCUACGCCAUCUUUGACGACAUUAUCGCCAAAUGCGAAGGAGUCUACCAGGUUGAAAGUGUUGCAGAUGGCUAUAUCCUGUGCGUUGGCUUAACCGAUACCCCUCCAUCCCCUUCGCAAAUCACCGAGGCAAUUUCCACAGCUAUCACCUGCGCCCAACAACUCACACAAGCAACGGCAACCCUCUCUAGAUCCGAUCUGGGAAUCCAAGAAUCCAUUAACCUUAAGAUCGGUAUCCACUGUGGUAAAGUUAAAGCCGGCUUUGUGGGCUUUCGUGUCCCCCAUUUUCGCGUGUUGGGCGACACGGUGGACAAAGCUUCUCGGUUGUGUGCUGGGGCCCAGAAGGGUGGAAUCCUGGUUUCGAAUGAAGUAGAGAGUCUGGUUGGGGACCGGUUCAAGUUCCAGAAAAAUGACGGGGGGGAUGGGUUUUGGGUGUUGGAAAGUGUAGAGUGAGAGCUGGCAGGGUAAAAGUUUGAUGACCUUUGAGAUAGG
Molecule: messenger RNA, 2285 nt
Organism: Spizellomyces punctatus DAOM BR117
Lineage: Eukaryota; Fungi; Chytridiomycota; Chytridiomycetes; Spizellomycetales; Spizellomycetaceae
Exons: 3
Coding region: 156-2246 (696 amino acids)
Biological process (GO): response to oxygen levels; cyclic nucleotide biosynthetic process
Cellular component (GO): guanylate cyclase complex, soluble
Molecular function (GO): guanylate cyclase activity
Source: RefSeq, a predicted model, not a curated record